GUCAUGAGAGUAGAAGAUAGGUUUCAUCUUUAUACUGUAAUAGGUAUUGCACUAUAAACUUUGAUUUUCUAAGGCAUUUUUGGGCAGUAGACAGUACCUGACCGUAAUCAUGGUUAAUGUGAUGGCCAUGUUUGCUGGUUCUCUAGAUCAUCAGAAGAAAGUAAAGUACCUUCUGAUCAUUGAUCGACUCUUACUAUUCUUCCUAAUCAUUCUUGCAUGCUUGUGGAGUUGUCAUGUUGCUGAUGCAGCAGAUAGUAUGGGGGACAAGCUUAAAGUUGGCGAUACUCUCAAUUCAUCAAGUGCAUUAGUUUCUGCCAGGGGGAGGUUCACCUUGCUUUUCUUGCCAAAUGGUUCAAGUUCCAACUACAUGUAUCUGAAUAUUAGGCGACAUAAUGUGACAGGUGCGAAUAAGGCGUGGGUUGCCAACCGAGACUCACCUGUUUUAUAUCCUUUUGGGGUUCUUACUUUGGACUCCAACAACACAUUAAAGAUCAUUACAAACAACACAGGUGGCGUUGGCGAUUCUCCUAUAGUGCUCGGUUCUGCACCAAAAAGUAGUAGUAAUGUGGUGGCUACUCUGUUGGAUUCUGGAAAUUUUAUGCUACAGGAGCUGAACUCUGAUGGAUUAACCAAGCAGGUGUGGUGGCAAAGUUUUGAUUAUCCAACAGACACCUUUUUACCAGGCAUGAAGUUAGGGGUGAACCAUAGCAAUGGGCACAUCUGGUCUCUUACCUCGUGGACAUCCACUUACUACCCACCAGCGGGAGCUUUCACUCUCGGUUGGGAUCCAUAUAGUCGCCAAUUGGAAAUUCGUGGACGGGGGACGGUGUAUUGGAGAAGCCGAAACUACAACCCAAGUAAUAAUAGCUUUGAAAAUAUUAUACAGGAUCACAGGCUUGUGUUCCAAUACAGCAUUGUAUCGAACGAGAAUGAAGAGUACCUUACUAUCAUAACCAAUGACGAUCCAAAUAGUGAAAUAGUAGAAUGGAUGCUGAAUCUUGAUGGGAGACUUUUCAAUUAUUAUGGUACAGCGCUUAAUAUUGCAAGAGCAGACAAGUGUGAAGGCAAAGACACUGAUGGAUUAGGAUGCCAGACAACUGAUUCUUGUAAGACGGACUUUGGUUAUCAAUUUCAGCAAAAGAAGGGUUACUUUAAACCAAUCAUCUCGAGUUCAACUUCAAGAUGCCCAUUUGGGCUUAAGGAUGUUUCAAACUCAACUUAUAACGGUACCAGUUCUGAUUGUGAGGACACUUGCAGGCAAAACUGUGACUGCCUUGGGUUUGAUUUUUUAUUCGAGUAUCCAACUGGAUGCAGAUUUUGGAGUUUAGAUUGUAAAUUCUUUGAAGACUCCACUCAACCAGGUAAUGCAAGCAGUUUUGUAAGAUCAAUGGCACCAACAUCAUCACCCAGCAACAAUAGUGCAACAACUAAAUGGAUUUGGAUUGGGGCUGCUACUAGUACUACUCUUGUGGUAAUAGCCUUUUGCAUCUUGUGCCAUCUACGAAGAAGAAGAAAAUCUGAACAGUCAAUGUCUGCACUAUACUUGAUAGGUGAGUAUGAGAUUGAUCAGCACACUUUGCUGGUCAGGGAACAUGAUUUAAGCAUAUUCAGCUAUGCAUCAAUCAUGGCUGCCACAUGUAACUUCAGUGAAGAAAACAAGCUUGGUGAAGGGGGAUUUGGACCUGUUUAUAAGGGAAAAUUGCCGACGGGACAAGAAAUUGCAGUGAAGAGGCUUUCAAAAUGUUCAGGGCAAGGAAUGUUGGAGUUUAGGAAUGAAUUGAUCCUAAUAUAUGAACUUCGUCAUACAAACCUUGUCCAGCUUUUUGGAUUUUGCAUUCACGGUGAAGAGAGGAUGUUGAUAUACGAGUACAUGCCCAACAAAAGUCUGGACUACUUUUUAUUUGAUACAACUGAAGGCUUUCUUCUUGACUGGCACAAGCGUUUCAGCAUAAUUGAAGGAAUUACUCAAGGACUGCUUUAUUUGCACAAAUACUCGAGAAAGAGAGUAGUUCAUAGAGAUCUAAAAGCUAGUAAUGUACUACUUGAUAAAAGUUUGAAUCCAAAAAUUUCUGAUUUUGGUCUGGCAAGGAUCUUCACACAUAAUGAACUUGAAGUAAAUACUGGGAGGAUUGUUGGAACACUUGGUUACAUGCCUCCCGAGUACGCAAUGAAUGGAAUUUUUUCCAUUAAAUCUGAUGUCUACAGUUUUGGAGUAUUAAUGCUUGAAAUCCUAAGUGGUAGAAAAAAUAACAGCUUCUACAACGAUGAUCGAGUGCUCAAUUUAGUAGGACAUGCGUGGGAGCUAUGGAAGGAAGGUGCAGCGCUACAGCUGAUGGAUUCAAAAUUGAGUGGUUCAUGUAACAAGAAUCAGUUUUUACGAUGCGUAAAUGUUGGUCUACUAUGUGUGGGGGAUAAUGCAGCUAAUCGGCCUACCAUGUCGGAGGUGAUAUCUAUGUUGUCGAAUGAAAGUGUACCAUUACCUGAACCUACGAAACCAUCAUUUUGUACGGAAGAAGUGAUCAUUUCUGCCAUAGUUGGAGACAAACCACAAGUAGGGUCAAUAAAUGGUAUGACCAUUUCCAAUAUGUAUGGACGUUGA
Molecule: messenger RNA, 2599 nt
Organism: Argentina anserina (silverweed cinquefoil)
Lineage: Eukaryota; Viridiplantae; Streptophyta; Magnoliopsida; Rosales; Rosaceae
Product: G-type lectin S-receptor-like serine/threonine-protein kinase At1g67520
Exons: 7
Coding region: 110-2599 (829 amino acids)
Biological process (GO): protein phosphorylation
Cellular component (GO): plasma membrane
Molecular function (GO): ATP binding; protein serine/threonine kinase activity
Source: RefSeq, a predicted model, not a curated record